Molecule: messenger RNA, 408 nt
Organism: Rhodamnia argentea
Lineage: Eukaryota; Viridiplantae; Streptophyta; Magnoliopsida; Myrtales; Myrtaceae
Product: TIR-only protein-like
Exons: 1
Coding region: 1-408 (135 amino acids)
Biological process (GO): signal transduction
Source: RefSeq, a predicted model, not a curated record
AUGGAGCCUUACAAGGAGAGUGUGAACACAGAACAUAUAAGUAUGGUGAUCGUGGCUCCUGAUGAUCAGGAAAUGGAGCAGUCAUUAGGAUAUGACUACGAAGUAUUUUUAAGCUUCAGAGGACCAGAUACCCGUACGGAUAUUACUGAUUACCUUUACACCAGCAUGACUGAAGCUGGAAUUCGGGCAUAUAAAGACGAUGAAGAACUCCGCGUCGGGGGAGACAUCGGUGAUCAGCUUCUCUAUGCGAUUGAGCAGUCAAAGAUCUCCAUACCAAUCUUUUCUAAAGGUUAUGCUGAUAGUACAUGGUGCCUUAGGGAGUUGGUCAAGAUGGUGGAGAGCAAGAACACGAGGAGACAUAAGAUCAUGCCCAUUUUCCACGAUGUGGCACCGUCUGUGGUAAAAUAA